Drosophila erecta is the source of this 2549-nucleotide messenger RNA. RefSeq lists its product as uncharacterized. The record is from RefSeq and is a predicted model, not a curated record. The coding region runs from base 771 to 1901 and encodes 376 amino acids. Lineage: Eukaryota; Metazoa; Arthropoda; Insecta; Diptera; Drosophilidae. The transcript is spliced from 3 exons.
UGUUUGCCAGGAGUAGUUCCAGUUUUCACUAUCAAGGAAGAUUAGUUGUAGAUUUAUAUGACACUUUUUCAAAUGAUGAUAUUUCCAUGCACCACUCUUAAGCUUUAAUUAGCACUGUGCAGAUUAUGGAUUUCUGAAUAUUGAAAAAUUGGCUAAUUAUUGAAACAUGACUGCUUCGAUUUGCACGAUAUCCACAUAGGCUUGGCAUUUUGUGCCCAGUUUAGUGAAUGUUUACAUUCAGUCAGUGACAAUUACUUUUGACUUUCGGACAUAAAUUCAGUGUAAUCUUAAGUGAAAUUGUUGAAACAAUUUGUUGUUUGUGCAAAAAAAAUUAGGGGAUUUCAAGAAGUUGGCUUGCGGUGUCGAUUUAGUUUAGUGAUCUCUGUAACAUUUGUGAUUGUGUUGAUGAGUGUGGUACCCUGAUGUUUCUGCCACCGAUUGUUCUGCUGCAUUUGUAAAUAAGGACGACUUAAAUCGGGGAUUCUGAGAUUUCAUUUCAAUUUCAAAGUAGAAUAGAAUUUUCCUUUUCGAUUAAGUCAACUACUUUAUGCGUGCAAGAUAAUUUCGACUUUCUUCAGCAAAAGUAUAUAUAUAUGGCUCUGGAUGCUAUCUCAGAAGCCCCGUAUACCUGCAACUAAUCGAUCGGUUUAGUAUCACUUAUCUGUCAAUUCCAUUCGGUUACAGUUUGGCAGUUCCUUCUACUCGGAAUCAAAAUUUUUCUAACAUUUCGGCCCGUAUUUCAAAAUUAAAGGUCUUUUCAAAUCGUCAAUAUGGUCGUUACCAUUGUUGCUACUCCGCAAAAGAAAACUGGUCGUGUGGUACCUCCCAAAAGUAAAACACUUGUUGAUAAAACUCGAUCCGGUUCCGCGCUUCUAUCGACUGAUAAGCGGAAAAGAUCGAUGAGCGUUGGAAUUAAACGGUCCGCAGCCGGGGCGCUAACUAGUCUAAGCGGACCGAUAGCCGCUGGUCCGGUGGGCCUUGGCCUGGUCACUGGAAUGGAUAGGAAUGGUUUCCCGCAACACAAUGCGUCCUCGAAGGCACAAGCGACAGCAACCCGUCCAGCAGCUCCGAUCCCGCCGCCACGCUCAUUCCGCCGGACAGGGCCAACAGCAACAUCAGCAGCCUUUGCAGGAGGAGCCGCUUCUGCCGCCGCUCAACUUGCUGCCAAGGUGCCUGGCGCCCCAGUCGUCGGAUUGGUCUCACAUACCGGAAGCAGCAACGUAACCCAACCUUGGUUAGCCACCAAAAAGAGCUCCCUGGUCAGCCGUAAGGUGGGAGGAGGCAAGGACACAGAUUCAAGCAUCAAGCGGCGCGUGAAGUUCUCGGCCAAUGUGCACACAUUUCCGUCCCUUACAAACACCAAAAAGUCCACCCGGAUUGGCGAGCUGCAGCUGAAGAAGAAGGUUAAGAAGCUGAAGCGGAUUCGAUCGCGUCGGGAGGGCGGAAUUGGUGAGACGGCGACUGAGCUCUUAAACUCAUCUGGGAUUGCCACAAGUAACCUGGACAUAUACAAAAACGGGACCAUCGUUGACGUGGAACCCGUAAAAGCACCAGAACCACCACGUAUUCUGCGGCUAAACGUUGUGGGCAAAUCGUCGCCGGCAACGGGAAAAUCUGCAUUAGUAACAGCGCUGCGGCGUAAGGCUAAAAGAUCAGCAGUACAGGAAGAAAAGCCCAAGGAAUCGGUAACUACAGGUAGCCGGACCGGAAAGCCCAAGACAAAGACGACCAGAAAAAGUGGCGGUAGCGGCGCAAAGACUCUGCUCGCAUCCAGUUCUCAUUUGGGGGAUAGCAGUGCGGUCUUAGCGGCUAGGAAGAAACCAGCGGCGGCGGCAACGGGCAGUCAGCGGAGUAGUCUAAUACAAAAACCAAAUGGGCGGCGAGUCUAUGGAAAAGUCUGAAGGCGGCGAUCAGCCGGAAAGUCCCGGCGAGAAAGAGCAGGUGCAUCAAGGAGCAGACCAACAGGUUCAACAGGAAAAGCGUUGUCGAAGUGUGUCUCCCGAUGGAGGCGAUGUGGGCAGUGUAAAGACGGCAGAGGUUGCAGAAGGCGCAUCUGCUGUGGUCGUAGCUAAGAAGCGGGUAAACAUUCACCACAACACACAUCAUCAUCGCAUCGCCACUCUUGUUUUCCUCACAAAAUAGAUUCUCACUCGGCCGAUUCGAUACGAAUACGAAUUUUUGGCAACAGUUGCACAGUUGACGGUGCUCUGCUAAGGCAAAGAAAAGACGCCACUCAACACCACACAGCGGAUACUAAAUCAUUUUGAUGAAACAGUCGAAAUUGUUUAGUCUAAUAAAAAAGGAAAUAUACUAAAGCAAAGAUCUUCAAGGCUUUUUGAAUGCAGAUCGAGGCGGAGGACGAGAAUGUAUAGUUGUGGUUUCAAUAAUAGAUGCUUUGCUUCUGGGCUGAGCUACAAUUUGAUUUUUCGUGCUUAGGAAAUCUAGAAGAUUAAUAGUGAUUUUCCAUUCCCUUUUUGAAUUGUAAAUCUCGCCCUUCACUACAAUUUUGCCCGCAACUGUGCAAAUGGGAAAACGGAUAGAAAAUUUGU